AUGAAGGUCCGCGCAUCGGUGAAGCGGCUGUGCGGAUUCUGCAAGGUGGUGAAGCGCCGGGGGAUCGUCUUCAUCCACUGCACCUCCAACCAGAAGCACAAGCAGCGCCAGGGCUUCUCCACCAUCGCCGCCUGCCUCCCGCCCCCGCCCCCGCCGCCCGCCUCCGCCUCCGCCGCCGCGUUCGCCGAGGCUUCCAAGGUGGCCCGUCAGGAGAUGUCAACGAAGUUCAACUGGCCGCUGGGUCUAGCUGCCGUGCUCAAGAAUGGUGACAAAUAA
Triticum turgidum subsp. durum (durum wheat) is the source of this 276-nucleotide messenger RNA. Lineage: Eukaryota; Viridiplantae; Streptophyta; Magnoliopsida; Poales; Poaceae. The record is from the annotation of a GenBank genome assembly.